Molecule: messenger RNA, 1419 nt
Organism: Symbiodinium sp. CCMP2456
Lineage: Eukaryota; Dinophyceae; Suessiales; Symbiodiniaceae
Source: the annotation of a GenBank genome assembly
AUGGCUUCCCAACCAUUCUCCGAGGAAAUUCGCGCGCAGACAGGUGUGCCCGUGCAAGCAGCACUGGCGGUCCAUGGCGCCAUCUCCGGCAACGUCUCCAUCCGAGGGCCGGCGCGUGAUGCCAGCGCACCGGACAUUCAGUUCUUCUCGGUCUACUGGGGAUCCGAUGCAAGCACACCUAUGUCUUCCUCGCCCGUGGCCGUUGUCCCUGCUGUAGCAGACCCUUCAAGUACCCGGCCGACGUGCACGGACUCCAACGACGGCGAUUGUGGCAGGAUUGUCAUGGAAUCCACUGCUGAUGGAUGGACUAUCAGCCGUACAGGAGGAUACAACAACAACGAGUAUGCCUCCAUCGAGCUUCAAGGACCCGGCAGCAUGACGCUGACAUACUUGGACAUAGAGGCAGGUUGGGACACGCUUUGCCUGGACGGCUAUUGCUUUGGAACGAAUGAUGUGGGAGUGGCGCGCAGCUUCUCUCAAACGGCCACUCUCGUUUGGAUGACGGAUUCAUCAGUCACAUACGACGGCUGGACCGUGGCGUACACAGGCGGUCAACAGGGAGCACAGAGUGCUGUCUUUACUUCCGCGUUCCCACCCUCCACGAUACCUUCUGGCGCAACGCACUUCCUCGUCUAUUCCGGCAAUGAGAAUGGUGAGAUGGCUGCCCCAUUGGCUUCCGAAAUUCAGGAUACCAUCGCCUUGCCGUCGCCAACAUCACUCUCCUUCUCGGACGGCUCACCGACCCCUGGCCACAUCCGGGGCCUCCUUUCGGUCUCCGCCGAGCAGAAUGUGGAUAUUGAGCGUAUCGAUGUCUACUUCGGCACCGCGCAAACUAUCCGGCUUGGAGUUUGCGCCGGGGUGGUUGGCUAUCGAUUCGAGCCAGGUGCGGGACUGAAUAAAGACUGUUCCUGGGCCGGCCUUGAUCUGUGGCCCCUGGCUGCGGACUCGGUGCCUGGCCCGGAUGCCGUCGGUGGCUACGGACUCCGCUUCGAUGGCACCUUUGCCGCGGUGUCGACCAUUCCGCCCAACUUUUGGGAUGGAAUUGCCAACAUACAAUGGACGGGCUGGACCGCCUCGGCCUGGGUCUACCCAUCGGUGCCUCCAUCCCAGAACGUACGCUUGCUUGGACGAUCGAACUUCAAUGAGAUGUUCGAUGUGUUUGCCAUGCAGUUAACACCAGAUUUCCUUGUGCGCUGCGCCGCCGCGGACAAUCCCGACCUAGGACCGGAUGCAUGUACAUCACCAGCUGCACAGCCAUUGCUCCAGAAUACUUGGACACAUGUGGUGUGUCAGCACGAGAUAGACUGGAGUGGUCCGUCGACGGGAUCCACAUUGAGGCCAGGAAUACCCAGAGAGCCCAAACGCCCCGUAGACUCCAUCCCCGAACUCCAUUACUCCCUGAACCUCCCUGACCUCUAA